Messenger RNA from Linderina pennispora, 2847 nucleotides. RefSeq names its product Nop14-like protein. The record is from RefSeq and is a predicted model, not a curated record. Gene Ontology annotation, biological process: maturation of SSU-rRNA. The transcript has a single exon. Bases 66 to 2798 code for a protein of 910 amino acids. Gene Ontology annotation, cellular component: Noc4p-Nop14p complex; nucleolus; small-subunit processome. Lineage: Eukaryota; Fungi; Kickxellomycota; Kickxellomycetes; Kickxellales; Kickxellaceae.
GUUCUAGCUAAUUUGCCUACUCCACUCCUUUUUUAUAUAGCCAUAUUAACUCUUAUUGUCAAAACAUGGGCAAGUCGAACGGCAGCAGCAAGCAGUCGGCACUGAAGCGGCUGCGCUCCUCUCUCUCGGCAGCCGGCCUGACCGGCCCCAAGGCGCAUGUCACCAAAAAGGACAAGAAGCGCGGGGUAACAAAAGCCAGCGGCCGCAACGAGGACCGCAAGCAGAAGCUCAAGGCGAUCCAGUCAGCAAUGAACCCGUUCGAGCUGCAAGUGAACCGCAAGAAACUAAGCGUUUUGGGCUUGAAGCGCAAGGACGAGCAAGUCAACGUGGCCGUGGCCCGACAGAAGGCCAUGGAGAAGCGCAAGGCAACAAUUGGCAGCGAGCGCAAGAACCGCAACAAGGCCGGCGCCUUUAUCGAUCGGCGUAUUGGCGAGAACGACGCAAAGAUGGAUCCUGAGGAGAAAAUGCUGCAGAGAUUUACGCUUGAGCGGCAGAAGCGCAGCCGCAACUCAUCCAUGUUCAACCUGGAGGACGACGAUGACGUUGAGGGAGCGAUUACGUCCUUGACACAUUUUGGCCAGUCUCUGGAUGACAUGGAUACGUUUGACGAUAUGGUUGGCAGCGACGAUGAGGGCACGGGGGCGAUUGACCGGGACACUGUUGCUGGUGACCACUUUGGUGGAUUUGAGCAGGAGGGCCCAGCGCGCAAGAAGACAAAGGCCGAGGUCAUGCAGGAAGUCAUUGCCAAGAGCAAGCAGUUCAAGCACGAGCGCCAGCUGGCCAAGGAGCAGGACGACGAGGUGCGCCAGGAGCUUGACGACGACUUCGCCGCCGUCCGUGCACUGCUGUUUGACGGCGACGACGAUUCCAAGCCUAUGAUGAAGGCUGCCGAUGGCGAGGACAACGAUAUGGAUCAGUCGUACGACGCUGCAGUGCGCGAACUGAUCUUUGAACAGCGGGCCCGUCCGCAGGACCGCCUUAAGACCGAGGACGAGCUCAUCCGUGAGGAGAAGGAAAAGCUCGAGCGGGCAGAGCGCCACCGGCAGCGGCGCAUGGACGGCUUGCCCUCCGACUCAGAGCCCGAGUCAGACGACGAGGAUGGCCUCAAGAAGGGGUAUGCUGCGCAGAGCAACCGUGCGCCUGAGGCCGACGAUCUUGGUGAUGAUUUCGCUGUGGCCGACAGUGACGAUGAGGGCAAUGCCGCCGAUAUUCAGCUUGGAGCCGGCCUUGGUGCCGAGGAGUCGGAGGAUGAGGAUGAUGAAGAUCGCAGUGAUGGGUCAGAUGAGGACAGUGAUAGCGAGGACAAUGACGACGAGGGCAGUGACCUUGGUGACAGCGAUUCCGAGACAGAGUCGGAGCCAAAGAAGGUAAAAAAGGUUACCAAGGCCCUAAAGGUCUCUGCCGACUCAAAGCCAUCGUCAUCCGAUGAUGCCCUGCCGUUCACAUUUACUGCGCCAGCCGAUUACGACCAGUGGCUCGAAAUCGUCGGCGACUACACACUUGAGCAGCAGCUGGUGGUGAUCAAGCGUCUACGCACGCUGUAUCACAUUCGCCUCUCACCACAGAACAAGGAGAAGCUCUCCAACUUGUGCAUCAUUCUGCUGGAGCACCUUGCCGUUCUGACUGAGCAGGAUCCGCCGGUACCCAUGGUGAUCAUUGACGAGAUCUCGAAGCACAUUGGCGAGCUCAUCUCUAUUGAUGUUGACCGUAUUGGCGAGCACUGCCGGCAAACAGUCAUUGAAAUCCACAUGCGCAUUCUGGCAGCGAUCAAGGGCUCAGCGGGCACUGCCGAGAAGCACGUCACUGCCCCAGCGGUUAUGCGCCCGUCGGAUGUCGCGCUGAUGCGCCUGUUUGUCUCGCUGUUCUCAUCGUCUGACCGGUACAAUUCGGUGGUCACACCGAUGCUCAUGGCAAUGUGCCAGUUCCUGUCGCAGUACACGUUCACUGAGGUCAAUGACUUUGCUGCUGGCCUGGUUCUGGUUGGCAUCAUCCAUGAAACCCAGCGUUUGUCGCGGCGCUUUGUCCCUGAGACGCUUAGCUUUUUGUUCGCGACCCUGUCUGCCACUGUCUGCGAUCCAGCCAACUCGAAGGACUGGAACGGCCAGUUCCCGCUGUCGAAGCGGCAGCGCGAGGCAUAUGGAGCCUUGUGUAUUUCUGACAAGUCGUCGACUGUAGCGCCGGUCACCUGGGCAUGGCUGUCCGCUACUUUUGGCGAUGAGGGCGAAAUUACCACCGCACAAAAGCUAGGUGUUCUGCGAUCGUGCUUGCUGCUCGCGCGCAAGUACAUUGACGUGUAUUUUUCCACACCUGCAUUCAUCGAGCUGUUUACCCCGCUGCAGGCGAUUCUCGGCCAGGUCUCGGAGCGCACCGCAGAUAAGGCACCUAAGGAGAUUGGCGACCUCGUAAACGAGGUUCGGUCGUAUCUCGACGAACAGCUCGAGCAGUCGCAUGCCUCGCGGGCACCACUCAAGAUGCAGUACCACAAGCCGCUCGCCAUCCAGUCGAUUACACCAAAGUUCGAGUCCAACUACAGCAUCGAUGCGCACUACGAUCCAAACCACGAUCGUAACGAGAUUCUCAAGCUGCGCCGCCAGGUCAACAAGGAGAAGCGCGGUGCCGUCCGCGAGCUGCGGCGUGACGCCCAGUUCAUCCAGGCUGAGCGGCUCAAGGAGAUGCGUGAGAAGGACAAGACCUAUGAUGCGAAGAUGAAGAAGGCGUGGGGUGUUUUGGAGAACGACCAGAGCGAGAUGAAGAAGCUCGACAAGCUGCGUAUCAAAGAGCAAAAGGGCAAAAUUUAGUGGCCAGCUAGAAUAUAUUCAAAACUUGUCUUAUCCUGCUUGAACACCC